AUGGCGUACCUCGUCUUCGAACAGAUAUCUGGUAUCGAUCAUCUCUUCAAGAGCCAGCACGAAGCUAUGCGCUGCAUCGAACAGUGUGUUUCUGAGUCCCAAGGUAUGCGAAGCGUACUCACUCAAAGCGGAAAGAUACUAUACGCUGCGCGUUAUUCACAUCAAUGUGUCAAUGAGCAAUGCCGCUUAUUCAUUCCGAAGAGCUGUGUGGGAAACGAUCAUCUAUACGAUGCGACAAUGAUCGAGUUCAUUGCCAUUGCCGGAGCUGCUACCUCCGCUACGGCCUGGGUCUAUGAGCUAAAAUUCCACGAUUUCCUCGAUCUACCACCCGAGCUACGCCUCAAUGUUUGUACCCAUUCUCUAUCCAUGGUCGCACGCUGCGGAUGCGGAACCAACACCGAUUCGAUCGGCAUGAUUCGAACAAGAUACCGCAUCGAGAUUACAACAAAGACCUGUAACCACAAUCUUACGAAGAUCAUGGACGUCUAUCAGUUCCUGUUUUACCUGUGGCUGCUUUUCGCAGACGUCGCCAUCGCUAUCGCCAUCGCUAUCGCCAUCGCCAACAUCCCGAUCGAGAUCGAUGUCGCAUCUUCUGAUACCAUCCAACGUGGUAUACAUCACGGACUAUCCCAGCACAUAUCCGCAGUGGCAUACAAGGAAAGGAUGAUGAACACAUACUUCGGGCUCGAAACCGCCUUCACGACGGAUCAGAUGAUGGCUAUCCUCGCGCCCCUACACCCUACACAAAGCCAGGAGUUGCUCCUUGAAACUCUAGUUCGUUGCAAUGGUUCUAUUGAACAAGCGAAAGAAGUCAUCGCAGAAGAGGCCCACGCAAACGCCCCCAGAGUCUGUGUUGAUCUCACUCUCUCUUCGCCGGUCAUCAAACCAGAGAACAUCGACAACAGCUGA
Alternaria burnsii is the source of this 909-nucleotide messenger RNA. RefSeq lists its product as uncharacterized. NCBI's taxonomy places the organism in Eukaryota, Fungi, Ascomycota, Dothideomycetes, Pleosporales, Pleosporaceae. The transcript is spliced from 2 exons. Bases 1 to 909 code for a protein of 302 amino acids. The record is from RefSeq and is a predicted model, not a curated record.